AGCCGGCGGCCGAGAGGAGGGAGCGGGCACGGGCGAAGAGGGAGCGGCGCGGCACAGGCGAGCCUGGGACCCGGAGCGCGCCGACUUUCCCGCAAAGUGCCAACUUCGCUGGAGAGUGCCGGGCGCGCACCUUCUGGGCGCGGGGGAAAGGCGGCGGGAAUUUGAGAUUUUUAGGCAAGAAAAUCGGAUUGCCCCCGUCCCCUUUCCCCUGUUACGAAUCCCCAUUAAAAAGACAAACAACAAGAAUAACAGCAAACUUGCCAUCAUCCUGUCCGUCCCCCGCUCCUGGCACCAUGAAGGCGGCCGUCGAUCUCAAACCGACUCUCACCAUCAUCAAGACGGAAAAAGUCGAUCUGGAGCUUUUCCCCUCCCCGGAUAUGGAAUGUGCGGAUGUCCCGCUAUUAACUCCAAGCAGCAAAGAAAUGAUGUCUCAAGCAUUGAAAGCUACUUUCAGUGGUUUCUCGAAAGAGCAGCAAAGACUGGGAAUUCCAAAAGACCCCCGGCAGUGGACAGAAACCCAUGUUCGGGACUGGGUGAUGUGGGCCGUGAAUGAGUUCAGCCUGAAGGGUGUGGACUUCCAGAAGUUUUGCAUGAACGGAGCAGCUCUCUGUGCACUGGGGAAAGACUGCUUUCUUGAGCUGGCCCCAGACUUCGUUGGGGACAUCUUGUGGGAACAUCUUGAGAUCCUGCAGAAAGAGGACGUGAAACCAUAUCAAGUUAAUGGAGUCAACCCUACUUACCCAGAAUCCCGUUAUACCUCGGAUUACUUCAUUAGCUAUGGUAUCGAGCAUGCUCAGUGUGUUCCUCCCUCGGAGUUCUCAGAGCCCAGCUUCAUCACAGAGUCCUACCAGACCCUCCACCCCAUCAGCUCAGAGGAGCUCCUCUCCCUCAAGUAUGAGAACGACUACCCCUCGGUCAUUCUCCGGGACCCUCUGCAGACAGACACCUUGCAGACUGACUACUUUACCAUCAAGCAAGAAGUUGUCACACCAGACAACAUGUGCAUGGGGAGGACCAGUCGUGGUAAACUCGGGGGCCAGGACUCUUUUGAGAGCAUAGAGAGCUACGAUAGUUGUGACCGCCUCACCCAGUCCUGGAGCAGCCAGUCAUCUUUCAACAGCCUGCAGCGCGUCCCCUCCUAUGACAGCUUCGACUCCGAGGACUAUCCAGCCGCCCUGCCCAACCACAAUCCCAAGGGCACCUUCAAGGACUAUGUGCGUGACCGUGCUGACCUCAACAAGGACAAGCCUGUCAUUCCUGCUGCUGCCCUGGCUGGCUACACAGGCAGUGGACCGAUCCAGCUGUGGCAGUUUCUUCUGGAAUUACUCACGGAUAAAUCCUGUCAGUCUUUUAUCAGCUGGACAGGAGAUGGCUGGGAAUUCAAGCUUUCUGACCCAGAUGAGGUGGCCAGGAGAUGGGGAAAAAGGAAAAACAAACCUAAGAUGAAUUACGAGAAACUGAGCCGUGGCCUACGCUACUAUUAUGACAAAAACAUCAUCCACAAGACAGCGGGUAAACGCUAUGUGUACCGCUUUGUGUGUGACCUGCAGAGCCUCCUGGGGUACACGCCCGAGGAGCUCCACGCAAUGCUGGACGUCAAGCCUGACGCCGAUGAGUGAUGGACCCCAAAGGGACCAGAGAAACUCUGCCAAGACAUUGGAAAGAACAACCACGUCUGUUGGACUCUUCAUUUUUAAUUGUUAUUCUAUUUUUAAUUUUCCAGAACUCGGUUUUUUACAUUCAGGGGUGGGAGCUAAGUAAGUUGCAGCUAUAACCUAUUGUGUGUAGCUGGAAAAGGAGAGCCAGGACUGGUGGGGUGGGUGGGACAAGAAAUUCUUGAGCAAAUUUUCAGGAGAGAACGUCUUAGAAGCUUGAAGAAUCUGGCUUAAGAGUGGAUGAGACAAACCUAGUAAUUUUUAAAAAUCAUCCAUGAUGAAAAAAAAGGUCUCUCGAGUUGUGGACUGAUCACCAAAAGAAAUUGAGACAUCAGGAGUCAUGAAACAGAUGAGAGGCAAUUAAUUUGCUUCUGUUUCUGAGUCUGGGGGU
This is a messenger RNA of Pteronotus mesoamericanus, 2046 nucleotides long. RefSeq names its product ETS proto-oncogene 1, transcription factor (gene ETS1). The coding region runs from base 294 to 1619 and encodes 441 amino acids. The transcript has 8 exons. The record is from RefSeq and is a predicted model, not a curated record. Gene Ontology annotation, molecular function: DNA-binding transcription factor activity, RNA polymerase II-specific; sequence-specific DNA binding. Gene Ontology annotation, cellular component: nucleus. Lineage: Eukaryota; Metazoa; Chordata; Mammalia; Chiroptera; Mormoopidae. Gene Ontology annotation, biological process: cell differentiation; regulation of transcription by RNA polymerase II.